CUCUGGUUAAAUGCAGGUAUUUAGAAAAAAAAAAAAAAAAUCUCUUUAGUUUCUAAACUAAAGUCUAUUUCUAAGUGUGCUGUUUCAGGGUCUGCUCUCAGAAAUCAAGAUUUACUUCCCAGUGUCUUUUGAAGAGGAGAGGUGGCGACUAUAAGGAAGACCAAUCAGUUAUCUGAAGUCUUUGGAGGUCGGCUAUCACAUUCUUAAGAGUAACCAGGAUACCUGAACUUAUCCUUGACCCUGGAAUCUAAACCCAUCCCAUGCAUUUCACUGUUCCAUCCUAGACCUUGUUAAGAGGGUAGUUUGAUUUUACUGUCAUAAAUUGGCCCAUCUUACUUUCGACAAUUUUGUAAAACUUUUCUCUUUUCUUUAAGAAAGGCUAACGUCCAGCUUUACAAAUAUACUUACAGGAAUAUAGGCCACUGGGUGUAAUGUAAACAUCUUAUUUAUAUUUCUCAAUUCAUUUUUCAGCCGAUGGUGUUUUACUUUUAGUCCUAAACUCCACUUCACACGCCCCACAUACGUUUAUAUUAUACGCAUACGCUUGAUUUUUAAAACUUCUGGGUUUUAGAGAUGUGAAUUUCAUGCCCUUCAGCCAGCCAAAACUGACCUUGAACUUCUGAGGCCCCUGCAAGUGCUGGGAUUACAGGAUUGCAGGUGUGCACACCCUGAGUGAAAUGCAGUCGGAUUUCUGUACUCAGAAAAGCAAAAGAAAACCUGGUGUAUAAUAAUCUUAAUUACAGCAUUUUAAAAUCAUAAUGGGACCAUCAAAUCAAAUUGUAUGAAAAUUGCAAAAAUCUAAUUUAAAAAAUCGGAAUGGAAUACAGUUUGUUUUUCCUACCAAAAUUUUUCAUAGGACCGUAAAUAGACAUUAUGAAUAAAUUGUCAGGGCCUUCGUUUUCUUUUUCUUUUCUACUUCAAAUUGGUACAAAAUUCAUGGAACGUGCAAAUUAAGUAGCAUCGAAGUACUUUUUCCUUGUUUUUUUUUAAAACUUUUACUCCCCAAAUCUAGGGAGUGCGUUUCGCCCUCUGUUUUUUCUUUGAUUAACUCAGUACAAUGGUCUAAUUGAAAGGGCUGCUUUCAAUUACAGAGGUCCAAAUUGGCAGGCACAAAACGAGGUCAGCAACCAGGGAAGCAGCACCCGCCGCGCGGCGCCCAGGCCGUACGUCCCCACCGGGGCGGGACCGUCCAGGGUCCCUGCGGCAAAGGGCCCGCACCUUCGACAGACCCUCCCGGGGACAACGAGGACCUGCCUCUCGCUUCCCUCCGACGUGGAAACUAAAGCAAUUCCAGCCAGGCGACCGUGCAUACCCACCUGCAAGAGUCCCGCGCCGCCCGAGAGCGCGCGCCCUGACCCGGAAGUGCUCGGCGGGCGCGGCGGCCCCGUUCGGGGCGCGCCCGAGCCUCCGCGCGCUCCCGGGAACUCCCGCCGGCAGCUGGCUUCUCCCGGAGGCGCGCCUGAGCGCGGCCGGCGCCAACAUGGCCGAGUCGAGCGAGGAGGUGGCGGUGCUGGUGCAGAGGGUGGUGAAGGACAUCACCAACGCCUUCCGCAGGAACCCGCACAUAGAUGAAAUUGGCCUGAUCCCAUGUCCUGAAGCAAGGUAUAACCGGAGUCCCAUUGUCCUGGUUGAAAACAAACUUGGUGUGGAAAGCUGGUGUGUCAAGUUCCUUUUACCGUAUGUCCACAACAAGCUUCUUUUGUACAGAACAAGAAAGCAAAGGCUGAACAAAGAUGAAUUGAUAGAUGUCACGUGCACCCUGCUUCUUCUCAACCCAGACUUUACCACUGCAUGGAACGUGAGGAAAGAACUGAUCCUCUCUGGCACUUUAAAUCCAGUUAAGGACUUACAUCUGGGAAAGCUGGCCUUAACUAAGUUUCCAAAGAGUCCAGAGACAUGGAUUCACAGACGAUGGGUGCUACAGCAGCUAAUUCAGGAAGCUUCCUUGUCUUCCUUUGUGACCAAAGGAAACUUAGGAAUAGUUCCUGCAGAGAGGACACAACGAAUAAUACAAGAGGAGAUGGAAGUCUGUGGUGAAGCAGCAGGGAGAUAUCCAAGCAACUAUAAUGCCUGGUCCCAUCGAAUCUGGGUUCUACAGCACCUGGCCAAGCUAGAUAUCAAGAUUCUUCUUGAUGAACUAUCUUCUACUAAACAGUGGGCAUCCAUGCACAUUUCAGACCACAGCGGAUUUCACUACCGCCAGUUUUUGUUAAAAUCUUUGAUCAGCCAAACUGCAGUGGACAGUUCUGUAUUGGAGCAAAACUCUUUGAGAAGUAAGCCAAAAGAUGAAGAGGCAACAGAUUCAGUAGAGGAACCGAGGGUAAAUCUCACCCAUCUUCUGGAAAAAGAAGUGGAAUUCUGCACAGAUCUUAUUGAUUCCUAUCCAGGCCAUGAAACCCUUUGGUGUCAUAGGCGACAUGUUUUCUACCUUCAACAUCGCUUAAGUGGUAGGUUUCCUCACAGCUUGACUCACCUGUCACCUGCAGACUGCCCUGGGGGGACUUUGAAUGACUUGCACCUCAUUCCAACAAGCCCCCAAGAAUCUCAGGCAAUGGAAGUGGAUGGACUAAAUGAAUCUAGCAAGCAAGGCUAUUCCCAGGAAACCAAGCGCCUGAAGCGGACCCCAGCUUCAGACUCCCUAGGCCUAGAGAUGGAACACAGGUUCAUUGAUCAAGUAUUAUCUACUUGUCGGAAUGCAGAGCAAGCCAGGUAUGCCAAUGCAUACAGGAGAUGGCUGGUCACAUUGAGUCAAUGAAGAGGAGGUGGAUUCAACUUACCAAGUUCCCCUUGUAAUGCAAUAUUGCAUUCCUUUCUUAAUGACAUAGUUGCAUGAACUGUUUGUUAUUACUGGCCAACUUUGUAGUCUCCAUCUACAGGUUAAAAGUCUAUAAGAAAUCUUUCAUUUUAUUUAUUUUGUUAAGAACUGUCAUUCCUUUGGGGAUAAAAUAAUUGUGUAGUUCCUUCCUG
Molecule: messenger RNA, 2967 nt
Organism: Nannospalax galili (Upper Galilee mountains blind mole rat)
Lineage: Eukaryota; Metazoa; Chordata; Mammalia; Rodentia; Spalacidae
Gene: Ptar1
Product: protein prenyltransferase alpha subunit repeat containing 1
Exons: 7
Coding region: 1481-2755 (424 amino acids)
Biological process (GO): protein prenylation
Cellular component (GO): cytoplasm
Molecular function (GO): protein prenyltransferase activity
Source: RefSeq, a predicted model, not a curated record